Molecule: messenger RNA, 1116 nt
Organism: Tarenaya hassleriana
Lineage: Eukaryota; Viridiplantae; Streptophyta; Magnoliopsida; Brassicales; Cleomaceae
Exons: 3
Coding region: 1-1116 (371 amino acids)
Molecular function (GO): protein dimerization activity
Source: RefSeq, a predicted model, not a curated record
AUGAGUCAGAAAUUUCUGAUAAUAAAGGAAAUUUUCUGGAACUUGAGUAAAGUUGUUUUGAAGAAUGCUCCGGGGAAUAGUCAGAUGGUUUCUCCAAAAAUCCAGAAAGAUAUUGUACAAUGUUUUGCAGAACAAAUAACCCAAGACAUAAUUCAGGAGAUUGGACAUGAUGUGUUUGGGUUACUCGUGGAUGAGUCUAGUGAUGUUUCUGAUAAGGAGCAGAUGGCAGUAGUUUUUCGUUUUGUUGACAAGAACGGGAUAGUGAAAGAGAGAUUUAUUGACCUUGUUCAUGUGAAAGAAACAUCUGCUUUAUCUCUGAAGUCUGCCAUUGAUUCUUUGUUUGCUAAACAUGGUUUGAGUUUAAAAAAGGUCAGAGGACAAGGCUAUGAUGGGGCAAUUGGAGCUUCCUGUAAAAGAAAAGAUAUGAUUCGAGAAAGUCAUCGAACGAAAGUGAACGAAGAAAUUAAUAGUGGAGAAAUUAACACAGGAAAAGGGUUGAAUCAAGAUAUUACUCUUCAGAGACCUGGAAAUACGCGUUGGGGAUCUCAUUACAAAACACUAUUGCGUUUGACUGGGUUAUUUUCUUCUGUCAUUGAUCUUCAAGAACUUAAUGAUCGAUUUGACGAGAUAAAUUCAGAACUGCUCAUUUGCAUGGCAUCUUUGAGUCCAGCUGACUCAUUUCGUGAGUUUAACAUGCCAAAUCUGGUGAAAUUGGCUGAAUUUUAUCCUGACGAUUUCAGUUUUUUGGAGAAAGUGUCUCUUCGACAUGAACUUAGUAUCUACAUCGAUAAUUUGACGAAAGAUGAUCGAUUUUCUAAUUUGACUAAUCUUGGAGAUCUUGCUCAUCUUAUGGUGGAAACAAAGAAACAUCUUUCAUAUCCAUUGGUGUACAAACUUUUGAAGUUGGCUCUGAUUUUGCCUGUUGCCACCGCGACUGUUGAGAGAUGCUUUUCAGGGAUGAAAUUUGUGAAGACAGCUUUACGCAAUCGGAUUGGUGAUCAGUUUUUGAGUAAUUGUCUAGUUUGUUUCAUUGAAAAAGAUAUAUUUCAGACGAUUACAAAUGAAAUUCUUAUGGAUAAAUUUCAGAAAAUGAAGAACCGUAGAAUUCAGUUGUAA